This is a messenger RNA of Gorilla gorilla gorilla (western lowland gorilla), 2570 nucleotides long. It is a transcript of the gene LYSMD1, whose product is annotated as LysM domain containing 1. NCBI's taxonomy places the organism in Eukaryota, Metazoa, Chordata, Mammalia, Primates, Hominidae. Bases 746 to 1429 code for a protein of 227 amino acids. The transcript is spliced from 3 exons. The record is from RefSeq and is a predicted model, not a curated record.
AUUGCGCGAUCCGGAAAUCCACUCUCUGGUGCGCGGAGGGAACUGCAUUUCCUAUGGUGCCCUGCGACUCCGCAGACGCGGAGCCUUUUGGGAAAUGAAGUCUUUUCUCAAAGACCUUGCCGCUCAGCUGGAUCCAGGCCCUUGCAUCUUGGCGGAUCUGAGGCGUUUGGAGGGACAACAACCUAGAUGUGGAGCCGAAAUUUGAGGGUGUGACCUGUCUUAUGCGGAGCGGACCUUUGAGGAUCUCUGAGUGGAAGAUGUACUACAAAUUCUUGCAAUCCUCACGCUCUUCGUCUGCGGCGACAGUUCACCUGGGGUGGGCCUGAUUUGUUCCUGACUCUAGCAAACAAACCCCGGGACCGGGCAGAGCUGGGAUGUUGGAGCGCCCUGAGGCCAGGCUACUUGGGGGCAAACUGAGGAAAGAAUGUUGAGGAUUAUUUCUAGAGUUCAAAGGUCAGAGGUCAAUGUAGCGAGGAGUUGUGGGGGAGUCCAAAGUCGGAGGGGUGCUUAGGGGAGAAUUAGGGAGGGACUGAAUACUCAAGGGACAGAUUUGUGGAUAAGGAGCUUGGAGGGAGGAGAAAUCGGGAGGGGGCAGAUGGCGUAGUGCUGGGGAGGCGGGGACACAAGGGAAGAGAGAGGGGGAAAGGAAUCCCCUGAAUAUCCAUUCCCAGACUUCAGGCCUGUCACUCGCAGUCUCGGUCGUACCUCCCCUAGUUGCAACCCUAGCUGUUGGCAGGGUGAAGAGAUGGCUUCCCCGUCUAGACAGCCCCCGCCAGGGGGGUCAGGACUGCUUCAAGGGAGCCGGGCUCGUUCAUAUGGAAGCCUGGUGCAAUCGGCCUGCUCCCCAGUGAGGGAAAGACGCCUGGAGCAUCAGUUGGAGCCCGGAGACACCCUGGCUGGACUAGCACUCAAAUAUGGGGUGACGAUGGAACAGAUUAAACGUGCAAACCGCCUUUAUACUAAUGACUCCAUCUUCCUGAAGAAAACCCUCUACAUUCCCAUCCUGACAGAGCCCAGAGACCUGUUCAAUGGUUUGGACUCUGAGGAAGAGAAAGAUGGAGAGGAAAAAGUACACCCAAGUAACAAUGAAGUUUGGCCACACUCAGCUGAGAGGAAGAAACAAGAGACAGGAGCAGGACGUGCCAAUGGUGAAGUCCUCCCCACACCUGGCCAGGAAACCCCUACGCCCAUCCAUGACCUCUCUGCCUCUGAUUUCCUUAAGAAGCUUGAUUCACAGAUCAGCCUGUCCAAGAAGGCUGCUGCUCAGAAGCUGAAAAAAGGGGAAAAUGGGGUACCUGGGGAGGAUGCAGGUCUCCACCUGAGCUCCCCUUGGAUGCAGCAACGAGCAGUCCUAGGUCCUGUGCCGCUGACCCGUACCUCUCGGACCCAGACACUACGGGACCAGGAGGAUGAAAUCUUCAAACUCUGAUGUCCCCAGAACUGACUGAGAGAAGCAAGAUGUUGAAAGAGAAACUUCAGGGGGAGAGGAGCCUGAGGUGAGGCUCAAGAACAUGGCUUAUGAGCCUGCCUCCCUCCACUCCAGCCAUCCUCCCCAGCCUCCUUGUCUGCCAAAAAUUCCUUGGCCUGGGGCAGUUUUAUUGGCAAGAUUAGGGAAUGGGAACUGGACCUUUCCCAGUUCUUGGGCUGAAUCUAGAGUUGAGUCCUUUAGACUCAAAAGGCUCUUUUUAUAUCCCUGUUGCCUUUCCUAUCCUUUUUACCUUUCCCUGGCCUUAGAACAGGGAAGCAGAGACUCCCCCUCAGCUUCUUCCUCAUCUCCAACUAUGUGACAUAAUUUAUUUGGUGCUAAUAUUGAAGUAAUAUUUAUUUGCUAUAUUUUAUUUCUUCCCACUCUUAGCUGAAAAAUGGAAUUUCUAUAGCCCUGGGGUGAGGAGAACCCGGGAACAGUGAGCCAGUGACUGCUGGUUCUCCACUUUCCCCACCUUGUUAGCCAAACAUGUUAUUGAGGAUGAGGCAACCGGUGAUCUAGCCCACCACAGAGAAUGGAUGACUGUUGGCCUUUUCUCCAAUCUCAAAGUGACAGAUUUGGGCUGAUUCUUUUUUUUUUUUUUUUUUUUUUUUGGUACCCCAUUCCUGUUGAAUGGGCUCAGUCUUGACAAACCAAUUCCCUGUAACUUUUUCACAAUUCUUGACUCUGAGAAAAAGCAGCACUGUAGGGACCUGAACUCUCCAUUCUACCAGUUCACCCUUCUGACCUGUUCUGCUCAGCCUGUGGUGAGGGGAACAGAUGGAAGAAGGUUUUCCUUGGGGUUUGAAGAGGAAGCCAGUUGUGGGAGUCUCUUUGUUACACCCCCUCCCCUCCAGACCCUCUCUCUCUAUGCCUUCCUCCUCACUGCAUAUUUAUUUGCGAUUUGUAGCACUGAUCUAUGGUACAGUUGUUUUGUUUCUUAAACAGAAGUGGGUAAGGGAACCUCAGUAAUAAUGGAAAUCUGCCUCAGUCUCCUGUUUGGAAAUGAUGAGAGGUGAGAUAAGUAAUGUUUAUAUACCUCCUUUCUUCUGUGAUGAUUAUAAGGUAUACGAAGCUGGACAGAUUAAACAUUGAGCCCUGUGCA